Molecule: messenger RNA, 557 nt
Organism: Ctenocephalides felis (cat flea)
Lineage: Eukaryota; Metazoa; Arthropoda; Insecta; Siphonaptera; Pulicidae
Gene: ND-B18
Product: NADH dehydrogenase [ubiquinone] 1 beta subcomplex subunit 7
Exons: 4
Coding region: 154-513 (119 amino acids)
Cellular component (GO): mitochondrion
Source: RefSeq, a predicted model, not a curated record
CAUUGCAAUUGCAUUUCAAAACGCACAAUUUUUAUAUUGUCUAUGGAUUGACAAUGACAUGGAUGACAUUUGACAUGAGUCAAUGGUGUGCGCAAACUACGGCAUGUACUGUAGUUCGGUUUUGACAGAAUUUGCUGAAUUAAAAUUAUAACAAUGGGUAACACAUGGGGCGUAUACGUACAUCCCGAAGUAAAUCCUCAUCCUGAUAAGGGAAUAACUUUCGAUCCAUUAUUGGGAUUUGAAUCUGGAAGAAAACCAAGAGAAAUGUUGGUAACAAAGGAAGAAUUAAUGUCUGCAAAAGUACCAUUAGAAAAUCGAGACUAUUGUGCGCACAAACUUCUAAAAUUAUUAUCUUGUCAAGAUGAUGUUUGGCCAUUUGUUUAUAAAUGUUCCCACGAUAAACAUGAAUACAUGAAUUGCCAAUACGAAGAUCAUGUUUUGCGUAUGAAGGAAUAUGAGAGAGAGCGCCGACUCCUUGUGCGUCAACAGAAAUUGGCACAACAAGUUGGUUAAGCAAUUUUAAUAUGUUAGUAAUUUUUAAUGAAAUCUCUAAGAAC